This is a messenger RNA of Oreochromis niloticus (Nile tilapia), 1849 nucleotides long. RefSeq names its product T-cell surface antigen CD2-like. Lineage: Eukaryota; Metazoa; Chordata; Actinopteri; Cichliformes; Cichlidae. Gene Ontology annotation, cellular component: membrane. Bases 44 to 973 code for a protein of 309 amino acids. The transcript is spliced from 5 exons. The record is from RefSeq and is a predicted model, not a curated record.
CACACACGUUUGUUUUUGAGGGCAAACCGAACCGUGAGCAGACAUGGAAGCUGUAGUUGGACUGUUAUUGCUGUUGUGUGGAGUGCCUCGUGAUGUAGAAACUUACUGUGAUGGCAGACAGGAUGGAGCUCAGUGUUAUGGAGCUUUGGGAGGAAGUGUGGACAUCCAGCUGAUGGACAACACCUCAGAAAUAUCUAGAUACCAACUGUUAAAGAAUUCAUUAAAAAUACUAGAUGUGAGAAAUAAUAAUGUUAUUUCUAAUACCAUAGCAUAUAGAUCUAUUUUUCCCAGUAAUGGCACAUUUAGGAUCAAUAACCUGAGCCGGAAUGACAGUGGUAAUUAUACCCUUCAAACCUUUGAUUCAGAUGGAAAAACAUCAGGCGAGUGGACUUUAUGUAUAUUUGUUCAAGCUCCUGUGUCCUCUGUCCUGCUGCUCUCUGAGUGUCUGUCCCAGGGACAGAUGAGGGUGUCCUGCUCCUCUGAGGGAGGGGACAGUCCUCAGUACAGUUGGACUCUGGAUGGAUGCACACUGACAGAUGCUGAGCUCCUUUGUGGAAAUAAUGAGACUAACAACAUCACUCUGAAACAGCACGUCUCUGGACAUCUGGUCUGCUCGGUCAGGAACAACGUCAGUAAUGUCUUCAAAGAACAGAGGAUAUGUACCUGUGAAGCAGGUAUUUUGCCAGUGAUCUGUGGUGUUCUCUCAGCUUUGGUAAUUUUCCUAACUGUGGCUGCAGCAGUCAUCUGUGCGCAGAGGAAGAAACAAAAAAACACACCUACAAAAGAUGAAGAAGAUGGACAGCAAAUAAUGUACGCCGAUGUUAGAGUGAAGAAAAAGAAAGAACAGAAGAAAAUGGAGAAAAGAGUGGAGGUGGAGGCAGAGGUGGAGUACGGCCAAGUUUUAGUCAAGUCCUCAAGGCGAUCUCGGCACACUGAACAAGCAGGAGAUGAUUGUUUGUAUGUCAACAUGUAAAAAAUCAAUUGAUUAAAGUGAUCAGCAUUUUUACACAGACUACACCACUGAAGGUCCACAGAGGGAGGAGGUGGUGUCGAAAUACCGAAAGGUCUUUUAUUUAAUGGAACUUCCUAUCAGACAAAUCAUCAAAGCUCAUAAUGCAUCCACUCUUAUGUUCCUGCUAUGAACCUCUGAUAGAACAAAGUUUAUGAUUGUAAUGGCAGAUUCUCUUUUAUUUUGAACUCGACGUGACAAAGUGCAUUUUGUUUCAUGUUAUUUGGUUUCAUUGCUGCAUAACACUUUUUGCUUCAUAAUUUAAAUACAGUUCAGGUCAGAUGUCACUAUGUAGCACCAAAUCAUAGCAUCUCAAGUAAUAUCACACAGUAAAACAUUAGAGUAUAUUAAAUUUGAGCACUGUCAAACUACCUGUUAUAAUAAUAAUAACAACAGCAUUUAUGAUAUUUGGUCAUCAGUCUGGGAUCACAGGGGCAGCACAGGUUCAACAUGGUCGUAGUUUAUUUGUACUUCCAAUACCCCUGGGGCAAGUUUAACACACAUAUCUGGAGUUUUGUUGUUGUUCAGCGGUGCCAGUGUUUUUAAAAUCAGCAUCAGUACAAAUAUCAAGGAAAUGUUCAAAGUCAGAACAACAUUUAUGGAGCCCAGUCCUGUGUCUGUAAUCAUGUUGCAGAUUUUUCUCUGUUCAAUUCAUAUGUUGGAUAAACAACCGAAGACACAUUUAAGCAUAAAUGUAGAGACAGUGUCAUUAUUCUGGAGUUAAAAUCUCUUUAUGACAUUAUAAAUAAAGCUUUUGUUUUACAUUUGCUGAAUUUUAAUUUACUAUAUAUGAAUACACUUUGCUUUUGCACAGACAUAUAUUUAUGAAUACUGAUGACU